AUGGCUCGCCCCUACCACCUGACCCUCCUCUCCGUCUUUUCCUUCCUGCUCCUCACUGGCCUUGUGACUGCUGAUCUGUCCGGAGAGAAUAAAGUCGGGAAGAUUGUGACCAUGACCGUCCAGUACCCGGCCGCGGGCUCACCGCCGGGGGAGAAGACCACGAUCUCAGCGCACUACGUUGACGAGAACGGAGGCGGCGACCGCCGCUUCAACCUCGACUGUGACGAUGACGAGCCUAAAUUUCUAGCUAAGAUUACAAUCGAUCUGCAGCCUCGGUUUCGCCAUGAAGUACCUUAUCACGACCCUGGAGGGGAUACGAGAUACGCGGGAGUCUCGAUCCGAGGUAACUAA
This is a messenger RNA of Triticum turgidum subsp. durum (durum wheat), 351 nucleotides long. NCBI's taxonomy places the organism in Eukaryota, Viridiplantae, Streptophyta, Magnoliopsida, Poales, Poaceae. The record is from the annotation of a GenBank genome assembly.